Oncorhynchus nerka (sockeye salmon) is the source of this 992-nucleotide messenger RNA. RefSeq names its product transmembrane protein 100-like. The record is from RefSeq and is a predicted model, not a curated record. The transcript has 2 exons. The coding region runs from base 315 to 743 and encodes 142 amino acids. Lineage: Eukaryota; Metazoa; Chordata; Actinopteri; Salmoniformes; Salmonidae.
CCUCCCCACAGAGAAAGUCAACACAGUUUGGCCUUUACUGAAGAUGACAAAACCCAUACAUUUGGGCUCUUCAGUAAUCGAAUGAUUUUCAUGAAUGUAAAGGACGUCCACAGACCAACAUUUUAUACAUCAACCAAUGUGCUCUUUGGUCCAAUAUUGAUAGGAAGCCACUGAGGACUGGACACAAGACUGGACACAGGACACAAAGCCAAGAGAGCGACAAAGCAAAGAGAAACAUACAAAAGGAGUAACAGAGAUAUUUACAGAAGCUAAUAAAGGAGUACGAAAGAAACAUCUAAAAGAUAACAACAAAGAUGGAGACCCUGGAUCCCUCCGCUCUCCCAGGUGCCACCACCGCUGUGACCUAUGACUCCAAAUCAGAGAUGGUGACCCUACCAGGAGGGGUUGUCUCUGUGGCAGGCAUCACUGUGAUAACCGGGGGCGCUGAACUGUCCUGUGGCUCUUGCAUGCUAGCCUUUGGUGUUUGGGGCACUCUAAUUGGCCUAAGCGUGGUUGCCCUGGGUAUCUGGGACCAAUCAGUGCAGGUAGGGGGUCGGACCUCGCACCUCCUGGGGCUGGGAUUGGUGGUUCUGGCUAUCAGUUUUGGGGUGGUGGGCAGUGUGGUGGGCUUUCGCUUCCUGACGAAGGGGAGGAGAGAGAUAACGAGGGAGGAGAGGGAGGAUGGGAAGGUGGUGCUCAUAGGGGAGAGAGGGAGGAGUGUUAAAAAAACUGUGACUGUGUAAAAAUAAAAAAAAAGAGGGAAUGAGAGAUACGUUUUCAAGUUAUGAUUGUUGCACAUAGUGGUCUGGCUGUGUUGCACAUAGUGGUCUGGCUGUGUUGCACAUAGUGGUCUGGCUGUGUUGCACACGGUCACACUUUAGUAUUAGUGGAAGAACAGUUAUGUUUUAUAUGUAUGUUAUGAAUUUGUUUCACACCAUAAAAAUGUAUUUUGGUUGAGUAACUUUAAGAUAAAAUAUUUGACCAUCUCUGGC